UUUGCACGAAGGUUUUUGAGGAGAUUUUAUCACCAUGUACCUAAAGGUAAGGUUAGAUUUAAAAGUAUACACUGCAAAUAGUCAAAUUAUAUAGAUGUAGUUGAUACAGCAAGAUAAUUAGCAAUAAUAACUGGUUCAGUUUAAUAGUCCAAACAAUACUUAAAUGUAACUUCGCAACAAUGGCAUUCAUUAUCAUCUGUAUUGGGUAUAUUUGAUGAAAUAUAUAAUAGACUAAUUAUUGUCAAUAAUAACCUUCUUCACUUUGGUCUGUGCGCUUUCAGAGGUAUUUCGAACACACUGCCGAAUUCAGAUUGUUCGGCUCGACAAAUACGAUGAGCGGUUUAUGCAAUAAAACGACCAACCGCGUAAGUCAAAACGAAUAUCGGAAGAAUCGAACGAAAGGAAGAAUAAGUUUUGUCAUCAAUAAGAUACUUCAAGAGUACAAUCUGCAUGCACGUCCCCUAUCAAACUUUGUUCAGAUUGAAAAUUCCUGUCUUUAUAAUCAAGAAUGCAGACCACCUCAACCAGGACGUACGGUAGCGAAGACUUAGUGGUGGUGGGAGGGGGGUGUAGGGGACCAAGUUAACUAAUUUUUCAAAAUUACGUUUUACGUUACGUUUCAAAUUUUGAAUAUUUGGACCUCAGAAAGACCGGAAAUACAGCUUGCGUUCAUCUUUACUUCCACGUUAAUCUGUCAGUGCUCUUAUAAUAAUUCGAAAUUUUUACCACUUUUGAACAGAUAUUGGGGGUACACCCCCUACAAACCCCAGUCGAUACGACCUUGACCACAUCGAUGGCUGGCCCAAAUGGGUAUACUACGUGUUGUCCAAACAGUUCAAUGUAGGACAGAGGUCCGAGUCUGAAGAGAAGAUAUAUUAUUGCUUUCUAUUCGUCUGUCAAUAAACUGGCAAUUUCCAUCAACUUCGGGAAAAUUUGAAUGAGAGGAUUGCACAGAGGACUCUUUUCUCGUUUUCUCCCUUCGUAAUAUUGUUAUUCAUCGAUUGUCAAUCAAUUUCUUUCCCCUCAUUAAAAAUACGAAUUUAUUAAUAUUCUAGGCAAAGUGGGCGGCUUGCGGAGGAGGUUAUCUAAACUGCUCACGUUCCAAAUCAAUAUUUUCCUCAUUCUGUGAUCUCUUGAAAACACAGGAGACCACUAUUUUUAACCAAAUAUAUUCAUAACGCAAAUAGAAAUUCUCGAUCCCAAAAUUAUUCAUGCGCAGUAGCAUAUUAUAUAUUCAUGUAACAAAACUCAUUAAACUUAAAGUUAAACAUGUUCUAAGUUACGUUCUAAACAUGUUUUAAGGUACGUUAGAUAGUAUGGCUUAAUUAAAUAGAAAAUUCGACAUAUUUUUCAUAGAAUUUCUCGACGAAUGUUGUUCUUACUGCCAUCCUAUUUAUCAUGGUUCAUGUAAACAAGUCAGUCGCUCGUAUGGAAAAGAGCAAGAAUCUAAUGGAAUUCCUGAAGUAAGUACAAGCGAUGACGCUGCCUAGUCCGGGAUACGGGCGGAUACCUCAUUAGCCAUUUACUUGUUUAAGCAGUGCUUUAAAUUUGUAGUGUUAAGGAUUCGGCGCUUAUUUGAGGGCGGCCCUUGUUUGAGGACAGCGCGUUAUAAAAAUUUUAUCUGUAAGCGAUAACAAGAAAUAUUAGCAACAAUUAACAUAAUAUAACAUAGAAACACCGAAAUGAAGGAAAAAAGUUCUGACGUUUCUUAAAGAUUGGAACCUCGUACCCAGUGCGUUUUCCUUCAACGAUUGGGCGUCACAAACAAUUUUUGAAAGCUGACACGUGCGAACGGUUGUACCGCAUCUUUAGUCAGAACUCGGGCGCAUAACUGAUUAUAUACUAGUGAAAACUCGCCACGCUACAGAAAACUAUGGGUAUUAAUUUGUACUUCAAACUUAACAAUAAAACAAGUGUUAAUUUCCCGAUGCAGUGACGUACAUGAUAUCGCAUUCGUUUGCUUAUUAUUGGCUUGUCUGUUAAUAUCCGACACAAAAACUAAGGCCGGUUAUGGAACCCUUACCUCACAAAGAGCGCGCUUUCCACUUGUAACGUAGAGGGUUAUAAAGGCUCUACGCACUAUACACACCGUGUGCGCUUGUGGUUAAAGCGAUGUACCAGAAUUGCCAGACCGCAGGUUCGAUUUUUACCAGAGUUGCAUUUUUUGCAGCUUCUCUAAUUGGUCAGGUCUUAUAAUGUAUAGAAAUUACACACAAUUUACAAAAACCCUGUACAGCCCAUAUUCACAUAAAACCAGACGAAAUCGGAAAUCGAUAUCCGUGUGCGAAUUUUUCCGGUUCCAUUUUUCACAUGGGAAUUCUUACCUGCAUGCGCUAGUGAAUUCGUCUCGUCCCAUGGGCCGUAUAGCCAUAGGCGUACGAGAAAGGGUGCGAGAGGGUGGGGGGGGGGGUCAGCGGGCAACUGCCUGAUUAUGUUUCCAAAUUCAUAGUCGGCGGAAUCUGGAUUCUUGGACGAUCGGGGGACAUAACCAAAAGGGGACUAUGCCCCACUACACAAUAACGAUACGGUUUAUUAUAUAUUCACUAUGAAUAAUCUUAUGUGGCCUGAAACCGUUGUUGUGGGGGUUAAGAGACUCCAUUUCAGAGACUCCAAACAAAAUUCUCCGUGCUCCGAGUUUCUUGCAGGCCUAGCCAUGGUUGUUGUUACUAGAAUACCAAUAUACUCGAUAAUACUUGUUCAACAUACCAGCCUAAAAUUCCAGUCCAAGUCUGUCUGCCUGAGUACUUGAUCUUGGGUAAAUGUGAGAUACUUAUACCUGUAUUUCAACCUAUUUUCACAAUAAAAUACUAUAUGUACCAAAAGUAAAAUGGUAUGAAUAUCAAUAUAUCUGAACCCCCUAGCCGGACCUGUUCUGCCCCCGCCACCAACUCUCCCCCAACAAAACAAGUAUGUUCGAAUUAAUUAGCAACUUAUACUGAUGAAGCACUAAAGGUCAUGUUACACGGUGCAAUUUUUCUUGCAACUUGCAAUGCAAUUCUACUCUUGAGAGAUGUAAAAUUGCCAAAUACGAGUCUUUAUUACACUCCGCUGAUGUUUUCUCAACAUUUCCAAAAUUCUUCACUGAUUUCACUAAUUAACAUCUCUCAAGAGUAGCAUUGCAUUGCAAGUUGCAAGAAAAAUUGCACCGUGUAACAUGGCUUUGACUUGGGAAAUAUUCAUUUUAAUAUAUAUAAUUUUCGCACAUUUCAGAUAUGAUGACGAGACAAUCUCUUGGUUAAAACAAAAACGAACACCACACAAAUACAAUGAUCCCUGUAUGCAUAAAACAGAAAACUUUGUGACCACACGUAGUUUGGACAAAAGCAAUUGUCCACUUGGUACUACUUGCAUGUACAUUCCAUCACAACUGAAAGAAAUCAAGUGUAAAAUGACGAGUAAUCCUUUAAAUGUGAGGAAUAAAACAAGUUGUGGACAUGGUAUUUCAGGUGAUUGUUUGGACAUCGUCGCAACGAUAACAGUAAUGAAGAUUUUUAAUACUACUGGUCGACGUCAGCAUGUAGAACGUAAUGUCAGUCUCAAUGUUGGAUGUGCAUGCAUGUUAUUGUCGGUUUAGUUAAAGUUGAAUGAAAUUGACCUCAUGAACCUCUCCAUCUUUGCUUUUCAUCUAACUGCAUGACUGUAUUGACUGUAUAUAUUGUUGACUCUUGUGUAAAUAUUCAUCUAAACACCGCUAACUAAUAGCUCAAGAUUGUAGAUUGUAGUCCUGGGAUUUUAACAAGAGGAUCUCAAUGGCACAGAAUUUAAUCAGAUUUCCUCAGUUUCGCAUGCAAAUUUCGUAUCACGCAAGACACAUUGCUUGCAUCUAUUGCUGAACACCUGUAACAUAUAUGUAAAACUUUAUCUUUAGAUUAUUAUUACUAUUAGUAAUCCAUAUGCUGUAAUUACA
Paramuricea clavata is the source of this 3907-nucleotide messenger RNA. The record is from the annotation of a GenBank genome assembly. Lineage: Eukaryota; Metazoa; Cnidaria; Anthozoa; Malacalcyonacea; Plexauridae.